CUGGGUAUGUUUACAGUGCUAAGCAACGUCGUUGGCUGCGUAACGUAACCGCUCAUGUUUCAAGUUCGAGGCGCGGAUCAAAUUUCCUCCGGGACGAGAAAAACAUCCAGAUUGUCCCCCGUCCAACGAUGGAUUCCGUCCAGCAGAUAGCCCACAUCGAAAAGUCGCUGGACUAUUCGAUAUUCGACGUCAAAUGGAUUCCCUGCACGGCCAAGUUCGUAGUGAUUGGAUCCAAACCGAAGGGAACCGGACUGCUGCAGAUCUACGAGCUGAACCGCGGUGAGUUGGACAAAGUACGGGAGGUAGAGAAGCCGAAGUCGUUUAAAUGUUGCUCCUUCGGGGCUUCCGGGCUGCGUGAGAAACAACUGGCCACCGGAGAUUUUGUGGGUAAGUUGGCGAUAUAUGACGUGGAACGGUUGGAAGAACCGGUGUAUGAAGUGGCGGAAGCCCACGCCGGAAUCAUCAACACGCUCGAUGCCAUCGGAGGGACGACGGUGAACUGUGGUGCACCGGAAAUUGUCACCGGUGGUAGAGACGGUUCCGUUAAGGUGUGGGACCCAAGGCAAAAGGACACGCCGGUCGCGCACAUCAGUGGCGUUGGGGAGGGUCCGGCCGAAAAGCGAGACUGCUGGGCUGUAGGCUUCGGCGAUUCCUACAACUCCAUUGAACGAUCGGUAGCCUGUGGCUAUGACAACGGUGAUGUCAAGCUAAUCGAUUUACGCGCCAUGAAAGAACGAUGGACCACUAACGUAAAGAACGGCGUUUGUGGACUCGAAUUUGAUCGCAAAGACAUCAAAAUGAACAAACUAGUCGUUACCACAUUGGAAGGCGGGCUGCAUGUGUUCGAUAUGAGAACCCAACAUGCGGAGAAAGGUUUCGCGCAACUGACGGAGAAGGACGCUGGACAAUCCUUGGGCAGCAACGGGGUCAUCAGUGGAUCCAAGUCGACCGUUUGGACAGUGAAGCAUUCACCGCAGAACAGAGACAUUUUUGCUUCCUGUGGAGGAGCCGGUAAUAUUCGAUUGUGGCUUUAUCACUAUCCGGAGAAACGAACCAAAACCACUUCCACCGGGGAAGAACAGGGCGUGGUCGGUUCGUUGGAAAUGCUGAAUGCCACCACAAUCUCCACCCAACCUGUUCACACUUUCGAUUGGAGCCCGGAUCGGCAAGGGUUGGCCGUUUGUGGGGCGUUUGAUCAAACCGUUCGGGUGUUGGUCUCAACUAAUUUACACCUACAUUAAGUUUUUAUUGGGUUUAAUAGGGUUUAAUAUUCUAUCAUAAUUGUAUGUAUAAUAUAUAAUCUUCAAAUAUUGAA
This is a messenger RNA of Aedes albopictus (Asian tiger mosquito), 1315 nucleotides long. RefSeq names its product dynein axonemal assembly factor 10 (gene Wdr92). The record is from RefSeq and is a predicted model, not a curated record. The coding region runs from base 129 to 1241 and encodes 370 amino acids. The transcript has 2 exons. Gene Ontology annotation, molecular function: ubiquitin binding. Lineage: Eukaryota; Metazoa; Arthropoda; Insecta; Diptera; Culicidae.